Perca flavescens (yellow perch) is the source of this 579-nucleotide messenger RNA. It is a transcript of the gene fabp4b, whose product is annotated as fatty acid binding protein 4b. The record is from RefSeq and is a predicted model, not a curated record. Gene Ontology annotation, molecular function: lipid binding. Lineage: Eukaryota; Metazoa; Chordata; Actinopteri; Perciformes; Percidae. The transcript is spliced from 4 exons. Bases 91 to 495 code for a protein of 134 amino acids.
UUCCCCCCUGAACGCCCGUUUCUCUGCACUUUCACAGUGAAACAGGAGAGCCUAACGUAUCUAGCUAGUCUGAGAGUUAUCUUCACCAUCAUGGUUGAGCAGUUUAUCGGAACCUGGACUCUGACUGCCAGCGAGAACUUUGAUGAAUACAUGAAGGCGAUCGGUGUGAGCUUCGCCACCCGGCAGAUAGGAAACAUGGCAAAGCCUAACUUGGUGAUCAGCGUGGAUGAUACCGGGCUAGUUUCACUUAUGUCCGAGACUACUUUCAAGACCACGGAGAUAAAGUUCAAGCUGAACGAAGAAUUCGACGAGACUACAGCAGACUGCCGAAAGACCAAGACCAUAAUCACUUUUGAGAAUGGAAAACUUGUGCAGCAACAGACUUGGGAUGGAAAGAAAACUACUCUAGAACGAGAGAUUCAAGAUGGAAAACUAACAGCUAAAUGUAUCAUGGAGGACGUGGUUGCAGUGAGGACCUAUGAGAAAAAAGCGUAAUUAAACCUCCAAAGUGGGUUAGACUUGACCCCCCUGAGCUACUGUUAAACAUGUCAAUAAAGUCUGAAGUUCACUGUAAACUGA